This is a messenger RNA of Ctenocephalides felis (cat flea), 1640 nucleotides long. Its product is annotated as N-acetylgalactosamine kinase-like. Bases 116 to 1606 code for a protein of 496 amino acids. The transcript is spliced from 10 exons. Lineage: Eukaryota; Metazoa; Arthropoda; Insecta; Siphonaptera; Pulicidae. Gene Ontology annotation, biological process: galactose metabolic process; carbohydrate phosphorylation. The record is from RefSeq and is a predicted model, not a curated record. Gene Ontology annotation, molecular function: ATP binding; galactokinase activity. Gene Ontology annotation, cellular component: cytosol; cytoplasm.
GAUUUUUUUAUCUGUGAUCAUGUGUAGAUAAAAUUCUGCAAUUAAUUAUAUGAGUUUGUGGUGUUUUUGUAAACGUUAAAGGUGGUCUCAGUAAAAAAUAAGACAUCUUAGAAAAAUGACAGGUGACAGUUUGACAACCGUCAACGUGAAGUUCGUUCAAGAAGUAACGGACGCGCGAAUUUUGAAUUUGAUUCAACAUUUUGAAAACAAAUUUCGCGAGAAGGCUGAUUAUUUUGUUAGAGUACCUGGACGUGUAAAUUUAAUAGGAGAGCACAUAGACUAUUGUGGAUAUGCAGUUUUACCAAUGGCUCUAUCUCAAGACAUUAUUGUCGCUUGCAAAACUACCAAUGACAACAACAUUUAUCUGAGUAAUGUUGAUGAAAAAUAUCAGAGCUAUAAUUGCCGAGCUGAUGAUAUAAAAAUUUCCAACGAGCGUCCACUAUGGUACGACUACGUUCUAUCAGGCAUCAAAGGAGCCCUGGACGAAUUCUCAAGUCUAAAGUCUACAAAAUCUACUACCAAUGGUCAUGGUGAAUCCAAUGGUAGCUCCAAUGGUGACAAUGGUGUCCACCAAAACCAUGGUGCAGAGUUCCAAGGAAUCAAAUUGGCUUUUUCUGGUACUGUACCACCUGCAGCAGGGUUGUCCAGCUCGAGUGCACUUGUUAGUGCAAGUUUGCUGUCUGUUGCAUAUUUUUUGAAGCUAGAUUUAAAUCGCCAAAAAUUGGCAACACUAUCAGCAAUAUCUGAAAGGUAUGUCGGGACAUUGAGUGGAGGAAUGGAUCAAGCAAUUGCCUUCUUAGGACAAAAAGGUUGUGCCUCCUACAUCGAGUUCAACCCCCUGACUGCACAGGCAGUCGAGUUGCCAAAUGAGGCCACCUUCGUGAUCGCCCACAGUCUGCACGAGGCGAACAAGGCGGCUAACCAAAACUAUAACAUCAGGGUCAUUGAGUGUCAAUUGGCCAGUAAGAUUAUUGCAAAACAUCAGAACCUUUCCUGGAAAGAAAUCCAGACCCCAAAACAACUCCAAGAUGCCUUGAAAAUAGAUUUACCCCAAAUGAUAACUUUAUGUGACCAAAUAUUAACAAAAGAAAUUUACAGUCGAGAAGAUAUUUGUGAACUUUUGGAAAUAUCCCAAAAAAGCUUUUUAGAAAACUUGCUGACACCAAAAGUCAGAAACUUGCUGUUUGAGUUCAAAUUGAGACAGAGGGCACUCCAUGUAUUUAAUGAGGCUUAUCGUGUAACCAAAUUCAAAGAAAUAUGUUCAUCAAAGGAUGAUAAAUCUAAAAACAAUUUAGAAAAACUUGGACAAUUAAUGAAAGAGUCACAUGAUUCUCUUAAAAGUUUAUAUGAGUGCUCACAUGAAAACUUGGAUCGAAUUGUUGAAAUUGGAAAAAGUCUUAAUGUGAAAUCAAGACUAACAGGAGCAGGGUGGGGAGGUUGCAUAGUGGCCCUAUGUGAAAAAGGCCAUGAAAAGGUCUACAUCGAAGUAUUGAAACAAGAAUAUUAUUUAAAAUUUCGGAAAGAUCAACUUUUAGGAAAAACUAUUGAUGAACUGGUGUUCAGUACACAACCACAAAAUGGAGCUGAGAUUUUUGUUGUAGAUUGAAUGUUGCUGAAUUGAUAUUUUUAGGAUUUUACCC